This is a messenger RNA of Cololabis saira (Pacific saury), 3842 nucleotides long. Its product is annotated as nuclear body protein SP140-like protein. The transcript is spliced from 16 exons. Gene Ontology annotation, cellular component: nucleus; cytoplasm. Bases 171 to 2051 code for a protein of 626 amino acids. Gene Ontology annotation, biological process: humoral immune response; regulation of transcription by RNA polymerase II. The record is from RefSeq and is a predicted model, not a curated record. Gene Ontology annotation, molecular function: DNA-binding transcription factor activity, RNA polymerase II-specific; DNA binding; translation regulator activity. Lineage: Eukaryota; Metazoa; Chordata; Actinopteri; Beloniformes; Belonidae.
CUUCCGUAUGUUUCAAUCAGAUAACUUCUCUAAUAAAGGGGGUUGUUGAGGAUUUUGGAUACUGCUGCCUCUUAGAGUGUCCUUUAACUUCGUGAAUAAGACUGUGGUUUACGUUUGAUCAGUUUCAACCUGCUGGUAUUCUGCUGAAGUGUGUUGACAGGCCCGACAGGAUGAACCCGCUGGAUUUCCUGGAGCCCGAGGAGCUGCUGCGCUUCUUCCACUGUCAUAAAACCGAGCUGUCCUGCAUGGAGAACCCGUACACCUUCCUGAGCCAGCUCCGAGACUACAACCUGAUCCCCGAGGACAGAUAUCGGGAGGUUAGCCGCAUGAGGAGUAAAGAAAACCUGAAGAAAGCCGUUUAUAAAAUCCUAGACCAGCUGGAGCAGGAAGAUUCAGAGCACAUCCAAUUGUUCUGGGAGUGUGUCUUCAAGGAGAUUAUGCUGACCCAGUACCACACCCUCCGAACGCUGCGCAACAGCCUUAUGGACGGAUCUUUUCAUUUUGGCACCAAAAUACCUGAGAGGGUGGAAAAGAGGGAAAAAGAUAAGAGGAAACAGCAGAAGCUUUCAGAAGACGAGGAGACUGAAGCAAACUCUGUGACAAAAAAGAUGAAACUCAGAAAAAAGAGCAUAUGCGAAGAUGAACAGCCCGGGCCGUCAUCCCAGAUAACACCCAAUCCAAAGAAAAGGAAAGAGAAAAUAUGUUUCUCUACUCCUCAAAAGGAAGACAAGAAUGACGUUUGUUCCUGGCCCAUCUAUAAGACCCAGCUGCCUGUGACCUGUGGAGAAGUGAAGGGAAUACUCAAACGAGAGAAACUGGCUAAAGGAGAAAAAUGUAUUCUGGUGGAGAAACAGUGGUUUACUCCCAUUGAAUUUGAAAGGUUUGCAGGAAUGGAAAGGUACAAGAACUGGAAGUUGAGCAUCCGUUGUAUGGGCAUCCCACUCGGAAAGCAUAUCAAGAAGGGUCAACUGAAGUCAGCACUGCGCUUCAGACCAAGUCAAUCGGCCAAGAAGUCCUUGUUUGGGUCUAAUAAUUCCACCACAGCCUCUAACCAAGAGGAAGACGAAGAUGUAACUGAAAAUGAAGAGAGUGACCCGGAGGACCAGCAGGAGGAGACUUCAUCGAGCAACGAAGAAAAUUCCACGGAUGUCUCAGAAGAGGAACCAGAAGAGAUGGAGGAGCAGGGUGAGCAGCAAACACAAACCUGUCCGGAACAUUACAAGAAGAUGUUCGAAGUGACAUGUGGAGCUCUAUCUGGCACUUUACACAAGCACCGAUUUGCAUCAGGAACUUGUGGGAAGAGUAUUCGUACUGAAGAAAGCUGGAUGAGUCCAGUGGAGUUCACAGAGGCCGCGUUAGGGCCGGAUGUUCCUUGGAGGAGAGACAUCAAGUAUGACGGGAAACCCCUCAACGCUCUCAUUGAGGCUAAAGUCUUGGAGAUCCACUCGCUGCGGUGUACUUGCAACCUGUGCGAGCCAGAGCUUGAAGAACUGGACUAUGAGAAAAAUGAUGAUGAGUGUUUUAUUUGUAAAAGCAACAAAGAGAAGGAUCUGGUAGUUUGCGAUUACUGUCCAAAAUCCUUCCACCAGAAGUGUCAUCUGCCUCAAAUAGAAGACGAGACCUUGAGGGACACCGGAAAAUGGAUGUGCACAUUCUGUAUUUUUGCACGUAAUCAAAACGGCCUCUAUGAUGAUGAGCAGGAGAUGGCGGUUGCCCUAUCCCAGCAAAUAUCACGUGAAAACCUCAUGGUAUGCCAAUAUCUCCUCCUGUACCUGCACAGUGCUGACGGGGGCCAGAUAUUUGCAGGAGACCCCUGUCAUGAUUUAGAAGACUACUCCAUUGUCAUCGAGACACCAAUGUGGCUUUGCAAAAUAGCCGAGAAACUCGAGAAGAAACAGUACCAGACUGUUAACCAGUUUGUGACGGACGUCCAGCUCAUUUUCAGCAACUGUUUCAAGUACAACCAGAAUAAUGCUAAUUACCGUGCCAUUGGUGACCAUCUGAAACAACUAUUUAACAGAGAAUUUAAGAAGGCCUUCAGCAUCCCAUAAAUGGAUGUUUUUUUUCAGACCCAAAGUAAAUAAUGAGCAAAAUGUUAGAAAAGGACAUUUUGGGACUUCUUGCUGACCUGUGCUGUCUUUUCUUAAGAAUAACCUGCAGUGUUUUGAUCUUUCACUUCCUGUCACUCAUACAUAUUUGUCUGCCCCUCUGAAGACAGACCCAAUGCUACAAAGGUUUUUUGCAGGUGUGUUAAGUGCUUACAAAGCUGGCACUGACGCUCUCUGCUUUUCUAAGGACAAUGGAUUUUUGAUGUGUAAAUUACUUUAAAAAAAAAAACAACCAUCUUAUUCUUCGACAUAGUUGCUGAACUAUGACUGAACGACUGAAAGCAGAUGUGAUGUGGUUUUGCCAUAGUUGCCACAUCUGUCAGAUCGCUGGUAACACCGUUACUAUUUUAAAGUUACUUUUUAAAGUCAACAUUUUUCAAGCAGGUCCUUAAAAGAGUUAAACGUUUGAAAUGCAGUUGCUAGCACAUACCAUCCUGAAUCUCUAGGGGCUUUGAAAUGCUAGAAUCAGAUGUUGGAGUCAAGGCUACACAAGUACUACACUGACGUUGAAAAAGACUGGGAUGAAGGAAUGCCUUUCAACCUUGUUGCUGCUCAGGAGUCUUCCCAAAAAUAGCUUCUCCAAGCUAGUGUUUUGAUGUUCCACUUAAUAUCCUCAAAGACAGACUUCUGGAAUCUAAUGCGUCUCCAGAGCAGAAGGGAUUAGUUCAUGUUUUUCCACUUCCUUGAGCGAUUACACUGUUCACAUGUUUUUGCUAACAAUGUCCCUUUGCUCUUUCCAAACAACUAUGAAGUGUCAUUAGUUAUCUUUCAGAUUCACUUCUCCGUGGGAGAGGGCCUCAUUAGAGUUGGGUUCAAGAUUCUUUAUUUGUCAUUGAGCCAGCGCCCGAAAAACCAAGUGGUGUGAUCGAUGUGGAACAGUAAAUGCUUUUAUUGCAAAAGUUGCAUCGUAAGUGAGAGAAAAGGUAUGCCCUUUGAAGGUCUGUAGCAGAAGUGACGAAGCGAAAAGGCGAAGUUCCAGAAAUUAUGCAGUACAGCGGACCAAUCACAGUCCUCGCAUUCUGUAUUUCAUCAACGUGUCGUCAGAAAAUUUUGGAAGUGCACGUUGAGGGAUAUAGACGCUCUGCGGAGGGAGGUUCACAUCGAUGUAGAGGCUCUGCUUUGCAAUGUUGUUGACUGAUGUUUGGCAGAAAAGCAUCAGUUGGCCUUUAGAGUCACUGGCAGGUACCACUUCCUUUAUGGGUUUCAGAAAUUUCUGUAUUUGUAACUCCUGAUCAAUUUUUGCAGUACAUAGUUAGGGCCUGUGACUUAUGCAGUGGACCUGCCACGUUUCAGCACCUACUUAACAAGGAUGUUCACCUGUAAUCUGUCCUUAGAUGACCUAAUCAUAUACACCUCUAUUUGAGAAGAACAUCACAGUCCUUAAACAAGUUUUCACAUGACUAGCUGACAUCCAUCCAUCCAUUGUCGACCCCGUAUCCGGGAUUGGGACGUGGGAGCAGUAGCCUAAGCAGGCUAAGCUCAGACUUUUCUCUCCCCAGGGAGGCAUGUGCCCUGGAAAUCUCAACAGGGAGGCAUCUAAGUGGCAUCCUAGCCAGAUUACCGAGACACCUCAUCUGGCUCGUCUCAAUACUCUGACCCCCUCCCGGGUGACAGAGCUUCCCACCCUAUCUCUAUGGGAGAGUCCGUACACCCUGCAGAGGAAAUUCAUUUUGGACACUUGCAUCCACAGUCUUCUUCUUUCAGUCUCUACCCACAGCACGUGACCAUAGGUGA